Messenger RNA from Phaedon cochleariae (mustard beetle), 2028 nucleotides. The record is from the annotation of a GenBank genome assembly. Lineage: Eukaryota; Metazoa; Arthropoda; Insecta; Coleoptera; Chrysomelidae.
CUGACAGUGACAGGCUGACAGCUAUGUAGCGAAAAUACAAAUAAACUCGAAAAUACAUAACGUUUUGAAUAGAGCCGGUUGUGAUAUUAUAAUUUUGAUUUUCCUACUACAUGGUCAAAAUUACAAUAAAGUCGAUAAAUGAGAGUGAAAAUGACAGAACAUGGAGCUGCCUUGCAAACCUACAACCAAGAAUUAGUUAAAUGUUUAGAAGACCUGAAAAUAAGAAAAAACGAAGUACGGGCGAUGAUAUACAAAGAGCAGGCAGAAAAAGUCGUCAUAGAAAAAAACAUCAAAGCCUUGCAGGAUAAGCUCCUGUUAUUAACACAAAAUCUUCAGCAACAUGAAGAGAUGUAUGAAAGCUAUGAAACUACAAUUCAGGAAACUGAAAAUGGAUUCAGGAAGAUUUUAGAAAGCAGUCAAACACUUCUACAUAUGGUCCAACAUGAAGUUAUUAGGCUUGAUUCUAGUCAAAACAUAAGCCUAGAUAAUAUGAUGAUCAAAGGCAUUCCUUCAUACCAUAAUGAGAAUGUUAAUUACUGAUGUUUUUCAUUCUUCACUAAUUUUAGGUCAAGUUUGUAUACUGUAAUACCAUUAAUAUUAUUUUUUUCUAUUGAUUUGUCAUGUAAUUUUAAGUAUAAACUAUUCUAUUAGAUUCAAAAUAAUUUAUUUUUUAAAUAAUAUAAUUUAACAAUAUUCAGUUCAUUAUUUCAUUCAAAAUAUUUAAUGGAAUCACAGAAUCAUAAUGAAAACAAAUAUGUGUUGAAACAUGGAUUGCUUUAUACAUUUCCUAAACUUUUCUGCUCAGUCCAAAUAUGGAGUAACUCUCUAGGAUCUCCAUAUCCAUGACUAGCUACAACAUAUUUGAACCUAAAUUUGUCAUAAUCCUUCCUAUAGAAAUAAAAUUCCUCACAAUGUAAAGGCUCAAUUUUGGCCUUGUAUGCCAACAAUCCUAGGUAAAUAUCAUCAAACCUAAAAUGUUCAGUGUAAAAACUUGUAUAGUACAUAUCUAUCAAGGCUGCUCUGGACAAAACAUAAGCCCCAGCAGUAAUAUAAACAGGCCACUUGUGAUAAGGAUACUCUUUUAAUGACACAUACCAUUUGCUGGUCAAAUGUCUAAGAGGGGAAGAGUCAACUAAACACCCAGUGUACAGCCUAACAUCAUUUUCCAGCUCAAAAGUCAAUUCCUGUGGUCUACGUCCAAUUUUGAGGAGUUCAUUCAUUGUUCCAAAUGGAUCUUUCAAGUAUUUUGGAUAGUUAGUGGGGUACCGAACAAACCUAAGUACGUUUUUUGUAGAAACAUAGUAGUCAUCAUCAACAAACAUGUAGAAUUUAGAGUUAGAACAGAAUUUAGUAGCCCACUGUAAGCCCAUCAUGGUUUUGUAAGUGUUAUUGUAGUAAGUAUCUGUGAAGUUCGCAUGGACUAUAUCUUUAUACUUGGAAUACUCCUCAUUCAGAGAAUCUUGUAAACUUUUUGAGUCUCGAUUGCCUACCAAAAAUACAGUUCUUAUCUCCACAUCUGAAAAUCGUCGCUCAUACCCCCAAGAGCUUCUUAUAGCAUUACGCCGAUCAAAAUUCUCUGGGGAGGACUUGAUGAGAUAUACCAGCCUUAUCUCUUUCACUCUGGCACAUUUUUCAUGGCAAGUUUUACUGUAUUCAAAAUAAUACAUGUUUAUUGGUGCUACAUCCGGUAUUGAAUGGGCUUUCAGGCUCUCCACAAACGAUUCUAUCUCCCCAUCAUAAGGAUAGUGAAAAUCGUCGUAAAAAUCACGUUCUAGUAAAUGGUGAAAGGCUCCAAAUACAUAAAGGAGGCAGAGAGACACCAGAAAUGCCAAAUAUCUUUUCAGUUUUCUUGAGUUGGUGAACAUUUUGAUUCUUUAAAAUUUCGUGGUUCUACUAACCAUCCACUCGCUAGGUAUAAUACAUUUCUAGAUGACAUUAGGUAAUUCAAUUAGUGAAUUACCUACUUAUGAAACGAAACUACGAUUCAUAAUCGCACCACGCACCUUCAUCAUUGCAUUAGCAUAAACA